GAGCUGAGUGGCGAAGGAAGUGCCAAAGGGAGGAGAAAAGCAGCGAGAGGGGAAAGGUAAAAGAUGGGACGGUUGCCCUUGUGCUCUAGGUGACGGGAACGCCUGGUUACCAUGAAGUCCCGGGGGAGAUAGACAGCRGUGGGAUUUCUUCCCACUCCUCCAAAACGAACAAGCAGUCGCCUAAUGGGAUUACCUCCUGUGCUGACAUCAUGGGGAGCUGCUGCAGUUGUCUGUGCAGGGACAGCAUCCCAGACAACCAUCCCACCAAAUUUAAGGUAACRAACGUGGACGAUGAAGGUACCGAGCUGGGCUCUGGGGUGAUGGAACUGACGCAGACGGAGCUCAUCUUGCACACUCACAAGCGCGACGCUGUCAGGUGGCCCUACCUCUGCCUGCGCCGCUACGGCUACGACUCCAACCUCUUCUCCUUCGAGAGCGGGCGCCGCUGCCAGACAGGGCAGGGAAUUUUUGCGUUUAAGUGCUCCAGAGCAGAGGAGAUCUUUAAUUUGCUCCAGGAUCUGAUGCAAUGUAAUAGUAUCAAUGUAGUGGAAGAGCCUGUUGUCAUCACCAGGAACAGUCACCCUGCGGAGCGGGAGCUUUCCCGGACUCCCCAGGCAUCCAACAGUCUGGGCUACACUGUCCCAGGACUUCCCAAUGGAUUUCACAGCUUCCCUGGAGAAACCCUAUCCUACUCCACAGCUCGCCCCCCCUCCGUGAGCAGCCUGAGACAUUCUUCCGUUGGUGAAGACUCCACUCAUGCUCUCAUUGGACCUGAUGAGCAGUCCCACACCUAUGUGAACACAGCCCGUGGCGAGCAGGAGCUGAGGGGCCGGCACUGUAUGCACUCCUUGCCUCAAGUCCACCCUCCUUUCCCCCAUAGGAACCACAGCUGCUCCCUGGAGGACCGCGAUCCCCAGGUCUUUCUGCAGCCGGGGGAGGUUAAGUUUGUGCUAGGUCCCGCACCCAGGCACGUGGUGAAACGAGAUAGCGCCUGUCAGCACCGCCGCGAGUGCAGGACACACUUGUGCAGCCCCAACAACAACAACAACGAGUGGGAGGACGAGUGUCCAUCGCCCCAGUGCGUCUACGAGAACGUCAAUGGCUCCGUGCCCGCCGGGCACGCGGCCCUGCACCGCGGCGGGCGCUUGAAACCGCCCCGGGAGCCGCGGCAGCUCAACUACAUCCAGGUGGAGCUGCAGGCCGAGGCGCCCGCCGCGGCGCCCGCCGCCGCCCGCCCCGCCGACUCCUACGCKGUCAUCGACCUCAAAAAGACGGCGGCCAUGUCCAGCCUGCAGAGGGCCCUGCCCAGGGAUGACGGCACCGCGAGGAAGACRCGGCACAACAGCACCGACCUGCCGCUGUGAGGGCCGAGCCCGGCGCCCCGGCCUCGUGCCCGCUGCGACUCGCGUGUGCCAUUGCCUUCUGCUUCCCCCUUUCCUCGGAGCGUGGCUCCCGGCAAUCAUGGCAAGGCUGYGCUGUUGGCCAACCUUCCCCGCUCCGCUCUCCCUGGGUGGCUUUGUUUCUAAAGCCUCGUGGGGUUUUAUGGAGACGUUUGAGGGUUGGAUUUUUUUUCUCCCGGAGGAAGGG
Molecule: messenger RNA, 1587 nt
Organism: Nothoprocta perdicaria
Lineage: Eukaryota; Metazoa; Chordata; Aves; Tinamiformes; Tinamidae
Gene: FRS3
Product: fibroblast growth factor receptor substrate 3
Exons: 8
Coding region: 210-1364 (384 amino acids)
Biological process (GO): cell surface receptor protein tyrosine kinase signaling pathway
Cellular component (GO): cytoplasm
Source: RefSeq, a predicted model, not a curated record